ACACAUCAAUACCGCUCCCUGUUGUGGUCCCCUGUGUGAUUUUCCUUUAUUUGACGCUAAACGAAAUGUGGCUGUGUGUUAUGCAACCUUUUAUUUUCUCUGAGGACUAAAAGGUGAAGAUUUAGCACUAGCUUUCUCACCUUCAGCUUCCUCUGAACCGCCUCCAGCCGCACAGGAAGUGCAGAGAUCUGUUCUGCUGUCACUUCGUACUCGGACAGGAUGCUGACGACUUCCCUCUGCCUGAUGAUGGUCUGCCUGAGGAUCAGCCCCGACAGGUCUCAGUUCUUCAAGUAUCAGUCUUUCACUCUGAGGUGCGAGGAUCCGUUAAACUCCACUAAAUGGACGGUGAAGAAGAGAACGUCGGACGGUGUCAGGGCCUGUUCAUCAUCAGGAUCCACCUGCAUCAUCAGGACCGCCUACCCGACAGACACGGGGGUCUACUGGUGCGAAUCAGAUGAAGGGAAGCGAAGCAACCAGAUUAAUGUCACCAUCACUGAUCUCUCAGUUAUCCUGGAAAGUCCUGCCCUGCCGGUGAGGGAAGGAGCGGCCGUGGUUCUACGCUGUAAAGCUGAGACACACUCCACCAGCUACACCUACGAUUUCCUCAAAGAUGGCGACUUCAUCUGGACCAACUCCACAGGGGAGUUGAUCAUAAACGCUGCAUCCAAAUCUGACGAAGGAUCUUAUACAUGCAGCAUCUCCGGAGGAGCAAAGUCCGAGAGCAGCUGGCUGGUGGUAUCGGGUGACGCAGACGCCUCACAGUUACAGAUCACUCCAGUUUCCCCAUCGUCCUCAGCUCCGCCUGCAGACUCAGAAUCCAUUUCUGUCUUCACACUUGUGGUUCACCUGGUGGUGGGAGCGCCUUACCUGCUGUCCACAAUCCUACUUGGACUCAUAUACAAAGACAGGAACAAAGAGGCUGAGAUGGUUGAACACCAAGACAAAAGGAAUCAAGUUGUCAUGGAAGUAGUUGCAUAGCCUCAUGUCUUUUCAGCUCAAACGCAUGAGAUGAAAUAGUUUUGUUGACCGCAGAAAGUUUAUUUGUGCCAGUACUGAGUAUUUGCUGCACUGCUUGAAAACUGUUGGACUUAAUGAACUUUUGGAAAGUGUUUUUGCUUUGAUGAAACAUGUUUGUGAGGGGACAUUGAUUUAUGUCAGAAUGUGUGAAAUAAAGCUCUGUGCUUAAAGGAAAUGGGCGAAUCAUGCA
Molecule: messenger RNA, 1207 nt
Organism: Oryzias latipes (Japanese medaka)
Lineage: Eukaryota; Metazoa; Chordata; Actinopteri; Beloniformes; Adrianichthyidae
Product: Fc receptor-like protein 5
Biological process (GO): cell surface receptor signaling pathway; immune response
Cellular component (GO): external side of plasma membrane
Molecular function (GO): transmembrane signaling receptor activity
Source: RefSeq, a predicted model, not a curated record